AUGUCGCCUUUAGCCUUCAUAGUUUUGGGCCUUUCGCUAGUGUUUGUGCCCAGCGACCGGUUCCAGCCCGUCCAGGCGGCGGUCGGGUUUGCGUUGAUCGGCUACCAGAUCACCACGGCAGUGAUCCCCCGUGUGGGAAAUGCCUUCAUAAAACGUGGCCUGGGAGGUCGAGAUCUGUCCAAACCGGGCAAACCACUCAUCCCCGAAACCAUCGGCGUGAUACCGGCAAUCACAUACCUGUUUCUCAUGAUCCUGUUCAUCCCAUUCUUGUUCAUAUUCGGCUCUACCCAGACCUCCGGUGCACAGAUGUUCCCCAAGACCAUGCUGUCACCCUAUCUCAGUUGUCUGCUUUGUUUGCAGUCGAUGAUCCUGCUCGGACUCAUGGACGACCUGUUUGACAUCAGAUGGCGCCACAAGUUCUUUCUGCCUGCAAUUGCGUCGAUCCCGCUGCUGAUUGUCUACUACGUCGAUUUCGGAAUCACCUCCAUUUUGAUCCCCAACGUGCUCAGAAACUGGCUUCGACUCACGUCCAACUCGGUCGACCUUGGCUUCGUGUACUACCUGUACAUGGCGUCGGUCAGCAUCUUCUGUCCCAACUCCGUCAACAUCCUCGCUGGAGUCAACGGACUCGAGGUCGGCCAGACCGUCGUUAUUGCCGUGCUUCUGCUGCUCAACGACGUCUGGUACCUCCUAAUCGGCACAGUCGCGUCGCCAAGCUACUCUAUCCACCUGUUCAGCAUGUGUUUCCUGAUUCCGUUCAUGGGAAUCACCCUCGGCCUGCUCAAGUACAACUGGUAUCCGGCUAAGGUGUUUGUCGGAGACACUUGGUGCUACUUUGGAGGAAUGGUGUUUGCCGUGGUGGGGAUUUCCGGUCAUUUUGCAAAGACUCUGAUGCUGUUUUUCCUGCCCCAGAUCGUCAACUUUAUCUACUCGGGUCCACAGCUAUUUGGCCUGAUCCCGUGCCCCCGUCACAGACUGCCAAAGUUCAACGAGAAGGACGGCCUUCUAUACAACUCGUACACCGAGUACGGUGCAGUGGACGCUACAAGCGAACAAGCACGGCAAAACCCGCCGCUGAAUCGCAAAUUGGUUCCAAUUAUUCUAUUUCUGGAAAAAUUAAAGCUCCUGGGAGUCGUGAAAGAGUACCACGAAGGACAAUGGGUCAUCAAGAAAACGACAAAUCUCACGAUCAUCAACCUGUUUCUUGUCUGGACAGGGCCAAUCAGAGAAGACAAGCUAUGCACGCUGCUGUUGGUGGCACAGUUUGGAGUCGGGUUCCUGAUGCUUAUCUUGCGACACACGCUCGCCCCAAUGGUGUUUGGCUUCGACAACUCCUGGAGCAUGCUGAAUAGAUACAACUGA
This is a messenger RNA of Ogataea philodendri, 1362 nucleotides long. RefSeq lists its product as uncharacterized. The record is from RefSeq and is a predicted model, not a curated record. The transcript has a single exon. The coding region runs from base 1 to 1362 and encodes 453 amino acids. Gene Ontology annotation, cellular component: membrane. Gene Ontology annotation, biological process: protein N-linked glycosylation; dolichol-linked oligosaccharide biosynthetic process. Gene Ontology annotation, molecular function: UDP-N-acetylglucosamine-dolichyl-phosphate N-acetylglucosaminephosphotransferase activity. Lineage: Eukaryota; Fungi; Ascomycota; Pichiomycetes; Pichiales; Pichiaceae.